Messenger RNA from Solea senegalensis (Senegalese sole), 1360 nucleotides. It is a transcript of the gene hoxb1b, whose product is annotated as homeobox B1b. Gene Ontology annotation, cellular component: nucleus. Gene Ontology annotation, biological process: regulation of transcription by RNA polymerase II. Bases 17 to 886 code for a protein of 289 amino acids. Gene Ontology annotation, molecular function: DNA-binding transcription factor activity, RNA polymerase II-specific; RNA polymerase II cis-regulatory region sequence-specific DNA binding. The transcript has 2 exons. The record is from RefSeq and is a predicted model, not a curated record. NCBI's taxonomy places the organism in Eukaryota, Metazoa, Chordata, Actinopteri, Pleuronectiformes, Soleidae.
AAGGCCGAGGUCCAGGAUGAACUCCUACUUAGAUUAUCCUGUGUGCAACAGGGGGGCAAAUAUAUUCAGUGCCAAGGCCGGAUAUCACAAUUUAAACCAUGGAUACAUGUCGUCCAACUCGUGCGCAACAAGUGAUAGUUACGCACCGGACGGGCGCUUAGUUGCAGCAACUUCUGCGCCCCACCAGACACCGAGCCUCCCUCUGCACCAUCAAACACACGUCAACUUGGACCUGCAGUUUUCAACACCAGGGAACUCCAUGUAUGGGUCACCACUGGAGUACGGGCACCACCAGUACGGCCUUGCUCCCGAGCAGGACCGGAACUUCAUUCAUGCGCAAGUUUCACCCCUUGGAACAAAUAUGGCCCCUUACACCGGGGACAGUUGUGGGUCUGGAGUCGCAACGGGCAGCCAGUAUCUGCAUUUUGGCACCGGAGACCAGAGGCAGCAAGAAUAUGCAGAGAGUGUUUACACAAGGCUACCGCCCAAAAAUAAGGAGAGGGAUUUGGAGCAUGUGGAGGAAGUGUCUCAAACAUUCGACUGGAUGAAAGUGAAGAGGAAUCCUCCGAAAACAGCCGUUCUGUCCGAGUACGGUGUUCCUGGCCAGCACAACGUGAUCCGCACCAACUUCACCACCAAGCAGCUGACCGAGCUGGAGAAAGAGUUCCACUUCAACAAAUACCUGACGCGGGCACGGCGGGUGGAAAUCGCCGCCAGUCUGGAGCUCAACGAGACGCAGGUCAAAAUUUGGUUUCAGAACCGCAGGAUGAAACAAAAGAAACGCGAGAAACUCGGCUGCGCGUUGGUCAACGCUCCCGCACCUGUGGAGAAACUCUCCGGCCCUGACAACUCUCCAAACGAAAAAGGCAAAGACCCUGAACCAUAAUGACUCUUAAUAGAAAAUAUUAUAUAUAUAUAAUGACUGUGAGGCCCUGAGCAGUUUUGCUUCAGAAAAACAAAACUGUGAAAAUGGACUUGUGUGUCUUGAAUACACACACAUGCCAUGUCUGUGUCUGCUGGUGUGCUUAAAGGGCAUUGUUUUGACAUUGAAUGCUGGGAAUUUUUUGUUUAAAAUGUCUUUUCAUCCAUUCUUGUAUUUUGUAAUCCUCCUAUCAUGAUUGUGUUUUUGUGUUGGAGCACUGAAAUUCUCAGUGUCAAUGUUUGCACUAUUUAUUUACAGGGUAUUUUCCAACAAAUGAUGAGAUGAUCUAGCUUAUCAAAGUGUAUAAAAUAAAAUGAAAAAAAUGUUUGCUUUGUAUGUUAAAAAAGAAAUGCUGAUACAGAAUUUACUCCCACUGACAGUCUCUUCCUCUAAUUGUUGAAUUUCAUAGGUCUUAAAUAAAUUGUUCCGAAUCUUAAA